CCUCAGGGCAGCAGCAUUGAUCCACAGACGAGCAACACAAGGACAGACACAGACCUUUGGGAAUUUAAACAUCUUAGAACAACAAGAUUUCUGUUGCUGUGUAUUUGAUUUAGAAACUGGAUUUACAUGAUGGCUAAGUCAGGUCUGUCCAGUGGAGAGCAAUGCAUCAAAUACAUCCUAUUCGGCUUUAAUUUCAUAUUUUGGCUUGCAGGUACUGGAGUUUUAGCUGUCGGUCUAUGGCUGCGUUUCGAUGAAAGAACUAAAGGAAUCUUCACUGGAGAACAAUCCCCAUCUGUGUUCCUCACAGGGGUCUACAUCCUCAUUGUGGCUGGUGCCAUCAUGAUGGUGGUCGGGUUCCUCGGCUGCUGUGGAGCAAUAAAAGAAUCGCCUUGCAUGCUGGGACUGUUCUUUAUAUUCCUGCUUAUCAUCUUUGCUGCAGAGGUGGCCGCUGGCAUCUGGGGAUUGUCCAAUCAGGAGAAGAUCGUGAGAGAUCUCCAGCAGUUCUACACGGAGACAUUAAGCAAGUACAAAGAAACCAAACAGGAAGCACUGAGAGAAACUCUGCGAGCCAUUCACUAUGGACUGAAGUGCUGUGGAACAACAGGAACCUUUUUAGAUGCAUCAUCUGACAUCUGUCCCAAAAAGGAGGGACUUGAAAUCCUUGUCACACAGAACUGCCCUGCUGCUAUAGAUGAGAUCUUCACUUCUAGGCUUCAUGUGAUCGGAGGAGUUGGGAUUGGUAUUGGUGUGAUUAUGAUCUUCGGCAUGAUCUUCAGCAUGCUGCUGUGCUGUGCCAUCCGACGAACCCGGGACAUCGUAUGAUCUGCCAUUGCCGCUGCAGCCUGUCUUCUGCUCUGUAUUUAUCUGUGUUUGUAAAGGUGUGUGUGAGCGUGUACGUGUUUGGAAAAUCACUCUGAUAAACUUCUAACGAAACCCAGCAUUAGUCAAGCACUCUCAACUGUUACAUGCAUGCGUUGAGUGGAAAAAUAAAUUGCGCUAGAGGCUGUUUUUAAUUUCUUUGGUGUUUUUUGAAUAAUGUUCAUUUGCUUCUUUGAGUGUACUUGUAAGCUUCUGGCAUUCUUUUGUAACGUUUUACAUGGCCUAUUUUAUGUACCCACAUGGGUGUGUGGAGAGAGUAACGCCUACUGUAGUAAAAUACCAAUAAAGUUGAUAACUAAUUGA
This is a messenger RNA of Labeo rohita (rohu), 1182 nucleotides long. It is a transcript of the gene cd9b, whose product is annotated as CD9 molecule b. The transcript is spliced from 8 exons. Gene Ontology annotation, cellular component: membrane. The record is from RefSeq and is a predicted model, not a curated record. Lineage: Eukaryota; Metazoa; Chordata; Actinopteri; Cypriniformes; Cyprinidae. Bases 127 to 822 code for a protein of 231 amino acids.